Messenger RNA from Trachymyrmex cornetzi, 723 nucleotides. RefSeq lists its product as uncharacterized. The record is from RefSeq and is a predicted model, not a curated record. Lineage: Eukaryota; Metazoa; Arthropoda; Insecta; Hymenoptera; Formicidae. The coding region runs from base 1 to 723 and encodes 240 amino acids. The transcript has 4 exons.
AUGCGUGAGUGGUACGAACGGUACGUCAUCGAGCCCACAUUAGCGUCGCUGGAAGAGUUUCAAGAACGCGACAGCGGGUGGGCAUUGUCUCGAAUUCUCAACCUAACUGUUAAUGUAAACAAAUUGGAUCCCAUGCACGCGGGAUGUCACUUCGAGGUGCCGCGAGACAGCGAUGAAACGAGCGGUGGCGACAAGAAGGAGAAGCACGUGAACGUGCUAUAUCUACAAGAUCCACACAACGAUGGUGUAGGCUACUUUGCAUGGAUAAAGGAUCUAUCUCGCCUCGUGAGAUCGCAACUAACUGGAAAUAAGAACAAGAUAUUCUUCUGUGAUCGCGAGGACUGUCAAAAUUUGAACGACUGCGCCAUUCGCCUGCCGAACGGGGACGACAGAUGGCUCGAAUUCGACAACCACAACAACAUAGAGCGUGUACCAUUCAUCGUGUACGCCGAUCUGGAGUGCGUCCUGCGGAAGACGGAGCCCAACAAAGAAGAUGCGUCGUCGUACGAGUAUCAGCGGCAUGAAGUAUUCAGCAUUGGAUACUACGUGCGAUGCUCGUACGACAAUUCGUUAUCAUCAUAUCACUUCCAACGCGAUGAAAAUUGUAUAUCAUGGACCCCGCACAAACCUAUGGGAAGUGGCCCUCGGUUAAAUUCGCUCAAAUUGAUGUAUGUCGUAGUCCUUAAUGUUCUGAUGAAAAGUCUCCAUGGUCACAAAGCUUGA